Messenger RNA from Parnassius apollo (apollo), 396 nucleotides. Lineage: Eukaryota; Metazoa; Arthropoda; Insecta; Lepidoptera; Papilionidae. The record is from the annotation of a GenBank genome assembly.
UUGCGGCAAUUAAAUCUAUUCGAGGCGAAUAUCCUGUCACACACAGCGAAUACUCGCUGCGAAUUCCUACUAGCUGCGAGUAUUCGCUGCGAAUUCCUACUCGCCGCAAGUAUUUGCUGCGAAUUCCUAAUCGCCGCAAGUAUUCGCUGCGAAUUCCUACUCACCGCAUGUAUUCGCUGCGAAUUCCUACUCACCGCAAGUAUUCGCUGCGAAUUCCUACUCGCCGCAAGUAUUCGCUGCGAAUUCCUACUCGCCACGAGUAUUCGCUGCGAAUUCCUACUCGCCGCAAGUAAUCGCUGCGAAUUCCUACUCGCCGCAAGUAUUCGCUGCGAAUUCCUACUCGCCGCAAGUAUUCGCUGCGAAUUCCUACUCGCCGCGAGUAUUCGCUGCGUGUGA